Haliotis rufescens (red abalone) is the source of this 3200-nucleotide messenger RNA. RefSeq names its product leucine carboxyl methyltransferase 1-like. NCBI's taxonomy places the organism in Eukaryota, Metazoa, Mollusca, Gastropoda, Lepetellida, Haliotidae. The transcript is spliced from 6 exons. Gene Ontology annotation, cellular component: cytosol. Gene Ontology annotation, biological process: C-terminal protein methylation. The record is from RefSeq and is a predicted model, not a curated record. Bases 75 to 1022 code for a protein of 315 amino acids. Gene Ontology annotation, molecular function: protein C-terminal leucine carboxyl O-methyltransferase activity.
ACAACAUGGCGACGAAGUGUCAUUUAGGAUUUCCUUGCAAACAGUAAAAAGACUAUAAUCAAACAAAUAUAGCCAUGGCAUGCGAAGAUGCUGUCAUUGCAACAAAUGACGAUGCAGCACAGUGUAAAAGAUUUGCUGUCGAGAAGGGCUACUGGACAGAUCCAUACAUAUCACAGAUUAUUCCGAAAGGAUUCAGUACUCACGCACCAGAAAUCAACAGGGGAUAUUUUGCUCGAGUCCGAUCUAUCCAAAUUUUGAUGGAAAAAUUCCUUAAAAGUACUCAGUGCAACUGCCAGAUUGUCAACCUGGGGGCGGGGUUCGACACAACGUACUGGAAGCUGAAGGAUGCAGCACUAUCACCAAAGAGUUUCGUGGAAGUCGACUUCCCCCCGGUUACCUCAAGAAAAUGUCAUUUCAUCAAAACAAAGAAAGCUCUUAUAGAGAAGAUAUCAUCGGAAGAUGAUGAGAUCAUGGUGAGCAAGACGGAGAUGCACGCAGCAGAUUACCACAUCGUGGCGGCCAACCUGAAGAACAUCCCCGAGCUGGAGAAGAAGCUGGUGACGGAGUGCAAGCUGGACAAGGACCUGCCCACACUCUUCCUGGCCGAGUGUGUCCUGGUGUACAUAGAGACGGAACGAUCUCAGCACCUCAUUCGCUGGAUCUCCGACACCUUCAAUACAGCAUUCUUUAUUAAUUAUGAGCAGGUGAACAUGACGGACAGGUUCGGCCAGGUGAUGAUGGACAACCUGAAGACCCGAGAUUGCUACCUCCACGGCGUCUCAGCUUGUGCAAGUCUGGACACUCAGAUGAAGAGGUUUACUUCCAAUGGGUGGACGAGUGCCGACUCCUUAGAAAUAUCCACUGUGUACAACUGUCUUCCACAGGCUGAGAUACAGAGAAUUGAGCGUAUUGAGAUGAUGGACGAGCGGGAGCUGAUGCACCAGCUAUUCAGCCAUUACUGCCUCACCUGGGCCUACCGGGACCUGAAGGACGUGGGCUUGGCGCAGAUCGGCCUCACAUGAACAACAGCUUUCACAGGCUGUCUACCACCAACUCAGAGAAAACAUCAGUCUCAGUAUAAUCCGAUCUUCACUCCGACAUGCCACCUUUCUGCAUGAAGAUCUCAAGACACCUUCACAGCAUGUCGCAUAGGGUGAACUUUCUAAUCAGAAUCAGAGGCUUCUAAAUUCUCAGUAUAAAUUAGCAAAAUAUUUAGACCAGCAUUCCGAUUUCUGGAUCUUGAAAACAAAAUUAACCAGUCUGUUCCAAAUGAAAAUGAAAAGCACGUAAUAUAUUGUUGCUGAUGUGUUUUGCACUCGGCUGUUUCUGAAAGCCAUGGCAUCUACACCCAAAAGGGAGUACAUCAAAGAAUAUUUGUGUUCCGUGUUUCUAGUGUUAAAAUUUAAAUAUCAAAAUCAAGGUGAGAAAGAAAUGAAGCUGAAAUUGUUUUCAAAAGCUGACAUCUGAUUGACUCAAGAACACAUGCAUCCUUCAUUUAGACUGGUCAGUCCAAGUUCGACCCUGGUUCACUCUCUGUGUAGGUGAGCUCAAAUCUUCACGCAGAGAGAUGUCCUAUCAGCAUGAAAGUCCUGAUUAUAAUGAGAUUAAGAAACCGUUUAUGUGUUCCAAACCACAAUACAACAGUACCUUGUGUGUGACAAUAUUUAUUUUCAAAAUAUUUACACUGCAGAUGACGGAAUACAUGAACCAGAGAAAUUACACUGAACACAAUUUCAGAGUUCUAACUCUACUGUACUAGUAUGUAUAUCUUUUGAUAUAUUUGGGGGAAAAAUUGAACAAGUCAUAUCAGUUAUUGAUUAUUAUUGAAGGACUAUUUCUUGCCUGCCUUCCGAGCAUUAUGUUGAAGCUGACAACGGGUUUCAGCUUAUAGUUUGUAUUUCAGUGUUGUGUGAUGUUGUUAUUGACACACUGUAGAGUGUGGAGCCGUGUGAAGGCUGGCGGUAUGUUAUCAGGGGCAGGAUCCUGGUCCAGAAAGUCACCUUAGCACUAAAACUAUCAUAAAUCUAUGUUAAAGAAUAAAAGUUAUGACCGUCUUAGCGCUACCACUACUGUAAAUCUAUGUUAAAACAUGGGAGAUCUGACAGUUAUGACAAUCUAAGUGCUAAGACUGCUCUAAUUGUUAGACAGUUGGAGAUCUGACUGUUAUUAAAAUCUAAGUGCUAAGACUACUAUAAUUGUUAGAUACUAGUAAUGGAAAUUCAGAGUCUUGGCUUGACGAAUAUCAUAAAUCUAGUGCUACAACUAUUGUAAACUUAUGUUAAAGGAUCCAAGUUACGACCGUCUUAGCGCGGCGACUCUUGUAAAUCUGUGUGAGAUGAAGGACAUUACCACAGUCUUGGGAACCAAGAUCAGUUUGUGGAACGGGUCAGGGAAGAAGCAGCUUGUGUGAUUCUGUGUUCAAUAUUUAAAUAUUUAGAUUUAGAUCCCCUCCGUAUGAACCAGUAAACAAGUUGAUAGGUUUUAUAUAACUGCAAUUCUUACACAUAUAUCAGUCAGUCAGGAUCCAGUCUCACAAAGUCGUCUUAGCACCACAAUUGUGUAUAAGUAUCUGAGUUACAACAGUCAUAGCACUAAGAUCAGUUUGUGAAGUGCCCCCAAUGUUACAUUACAGAUUAUUGCCCAUGACUAACAAAAUCUAUUUCUCAUUCCUGUAUAUAUCAUUGACAACAAAAUUAUUUAUUCUGAAUUUUAAAAAAUUAUUUUGAUGAAAUUCAAAUUGUGACAGAUGCUACAAAAUUUGCCAUUUAGUUAACUGUCAGGCUAAUAAUGUAAUUACAUUUUCUCACUGGAAUCAAACCGUUAUUUCUCACAUGGAUUUAUAAGUGUGUCUCUAUGUAAAGAGAGAAUAAUAUUCAGAGCUGAUAGGUAUUCUGAAGAUUGAAUAUUCCCGGAAUAUUUUUAUACACAGAUAUAUUUCAACUCUUGGAAAAUAUAUACAUGAUAAACUGACUACUUCCAUCCAUCACUCGUGAUGCUGAUCACAGAAGGCGUGUGCAUGAUUGAGUGUACUUGUGAAUACAAUACAAACAUGCAGAAUUUCUUAAAAAGAAAUCACAAUAAAUAUUAAAUACUGUAUUCGACGUAAUAAGCGCCCCGCUCUAAUAAGCGCCCACGGCGAUAUUUGCUAAUAUACUGGCUAUUGAACAAUCCCAAUUAGCACCCCUUCCGAUUGAUGAAUG